Molecule: messenger RNA, 3309 nt
Organism: Marmota flaviventris (yellow-bellied marmot)
Lineage: Eukaryota; Metazoa; Chordata; Mammalia; Rodentia; Sciuridae
Gene: Grm4
Product: glutamate metabotropic receptor 4
Biological process (GO): G protein-coupled receptor signaling pathway
Cellular component (GO): membrane
Molecular function (GO): G protein-coupled receptor activity
Source: RefSeq, a predicted model, not a curated record
GCUGUACUUUUCAGGGUGUCAAGAGGGUCUGUUCCUUGACCCUCCACCUCUGGGGUGAGGAGGGGUCUCUGCCAUAUCUUUGGGGCUGGUUGGUAGGAGAGGACUGGAGCUGGUUUCUCCUUGAUGCCAGGAUACGCAAGCUAGGACCUCUCCACCCUUCCACAGUCAUCCAUGAAGAUCCGGCCUGCAGGACUUGGGGAUCAGAGUGUUCCUGCUGCCCCGUCGGCUCCUGCCUGCCGUCUGUGGGCCUGGACUGUGUGGGCCACUGAGCACUGCCCAGGUGACAAGGAGGAGGGCAGAGAGAGCCUCAGCAUGGCUGUCCCAGCUGGCCACCCCUGGCCACCCUACUGCUGAAGCAGCCUGCCCCUGCGCACCCAGGCUGGAGGACCCGGGGCUUGUGAGGGCUAGGAGGGGCCACCGUUCAUGGGUCUCUAGGUAUUUCCGAGAUGCCUGGAAAGAGAGGCUGGGGCUGGUGGUGGGCCCGGCUGCCCCUCUGCCUGCUCCUCAGCCUUUACGGCCCCUGGGUGCCUUCCUCCCUGGGGAAGCCCAAAGGCCACCCCCACAUGAACUCCAUCCGCAUAGACGGGGACAUCACCCUGGGAGGCCUGUUCCCAGUGCAUGGCCGGGGCUCGGAGGGCAAGGCGUGUGGAGAACUCAAGAAGGAGAAGGGCAUCCACCGGCUGGAGGCCAUGCUCUUUGCCCUGGAUCGCAUCAACAAUGACCCGGACCUGCUGCCCAACAUCACGCUGGGCGCCCGCAUUCUGGACACCUGCUCGAGGGACACCCAUGCCCUGGAGCAGUCACUGACCUUUGUGCAGGCGCUCAUCGAGAAGGACGGCACGGAGGUCCGCUGUGGCAGCGGUGGCCCGCCCAUCAUCACCAAGCCCGAGCGCGUGGUGGGUGUCAUCGGUGCUUCAGGGAGCUCGGUCUCCAUCAUGGUGGCCAACAUCCUGCGCCUCUUUAAGAUCCCCCAGAUCAGCUACGCCUCCACAGCCCCCGACCUGAGUGACAACAGCCGCUACGACUUCUUCUCCCGCGUGGUGCCCUCGGACACAUACCAGGCCCAGGCCAUGGUGGACAUCGUGCGCGCCCUCAAGUGGAACUACGUGUCCACGCUGGCCUCGGAGGGCAGCUACGGCGAGAGCGGAGUGGAGGCCUUCAUCCAGAAGUCCCGCGAGGAUGGGGGCGUGUGCAUCGCCCAGUCGGUGAAGAUACCACGGGAGCCCAAGACAGGAGAGUUUGACAAGAUCAUCCGGCGGCUCCUGGAGACCUCAAACGCCAGGGCCGUCAUCAUCUUUGCCAACGAAGAUGACAUCAGGCGCGUGCUGGAGGCGGCGCGGAAGGCCAACCAGACAGGUCACUUCUUCUGGAUGGGCUCUGACAGCUGGGGCUCCAAGAUUGCACCUGUGCUGCACCUGGAGGAGGUGGCCGAGGGAGCCGUCACCAUCCUCCCCAAGAGGAUGUCCGUGCGAGGCUUCGACCGCUACUUCUCCAGCCGCACGCUGGACAACAACCGGCGCAACAUCUGGUUUGCGGAGUUCUGGGAGGACAACUUCCACUGCAAGCUGAGCCGCCACGCGCUCAAGAAGGGCAGCCACGUCAAGAAGUGCACCAACCGUGAGCGCAUUGGGCAGGACUCGGCAUACGAACAGGAGGGGAAGGUGCAGUUUGUGAUCGACGCUGUGUACGCCAUGGGCCACGCGCUGCACGCCAUGCACCGAGACCUGUGUCCUGGUCGUGUGGGGCUCUGCCCCCGCAUGGACCCCGUGGACGGCACCCAGCUGCUUAAGUACAUCCGAAACGUCAACUUCUCAGGCAUCGCAGGAAACCCCGUGACCUUCAAUGAGAAUGGAGAUGCCCCUGGGCGCUAUGACAUCUACCAGUACCAGCUGCGCAACGGCUCUGCCGAGUACAAGGUCAUUGGCUCCUGGACAGACCACCUGCACCUCAGAACAGAGAGGAUGCACUGGCCGGGGAGCGGGCAGCAGCUGCCCCGCUCCAUCUGCAGCCUGCCCUGCCAGCCGGGCGAGCGGAAGAAGACGGUGAAGGGCAUGCCCUGCUGCUGGCACUGCGAGCCCUGCACAGGGUACCAGUACCAGGUGGACCGCUACACCUGUAAGACCUGUCCCUACGACAUGAGGCCCACAGAGAACCGCACGGGCUGCCGGCCCAUCCCCAUCAUCAAGCUCGAGUGGGACUCGCCCUGGGCAGUGCUGCCCCUCUUCCUGGCCGUGGUGGGCAUUGCUGCCACGCUGUUUGUGGUGGUCACCUUCGUGCGCUACAACGACACACCCAUCGUGAAGGCCUCGGGCCGCGAGCUGAGCUAUGUGCUGCUGGCGGGCAUCUUCCUGUGCUACGCCACCACCUUCCUGAUGAUCGCCGAGCCAGACCUGGGCACCUGCUCCCUGCGCCGCAUCUUCCUGGGGCUGGGCAUGAGCAUCAGCUACGCCGCGCUGCUCACCAAGACCAACCGCAUCUACCGCAUCUUCGAGCAGGGCAAGCGGUCGGUCAGCGCCCCGCGCUUCAUCAGCCCCGCCUCGCAGCUGGCCAUCACCUUCAGCCUCAUCUCCCUGCAGCUGCUGGGCAUCUGCGUGUGGUUCGUCGUGGACCCUUCCCACUCGGUGGUGGACUUCCAGGACCAGCGGACGCUCGAUCCCCGAUUCGCCAGGGGGGUGCUCAAGUGCGACAUCUCGGACCUGUCGCUCAUCUGCCUGCUGGGCUACAGCAUGCUGCUCAUGGUCACGUGUACCGUGUACGCCAUCAAGACGCGUGGCGUGCCCGAGACCUUCAACGAGGCCAAGCCCAUCGGCUUCACCAUGUACACCACCUGCAUCGUCUGGCUGGCCUUCAUCCCCAUCUUCUUUGGCACCUCGCAGUCCGCGGACAAGCUGUACAUCCAGACGACGACGCUGACAGUCUCAGUGAGCCUGAGCGCCUCCGUGUCCCUGGGAAUGCUCUACAUGCCCAAGGUCUACAUCAUCCUCUUCCACCCGGAGCAGAACGUGCCCAAGCGCAAGCGCAGCCUCAAAGCCGUCGUCACCGCCGCCACCAUGUCCAACAAGUUCACGCAGAAGGGCAACUUCCGUCCCAAUGGGGAGGCCAAGUCCGAGCUCUGCGAGAACCUCGAGGCCCCAGCUCUGGCCACCAAACAGACCUACGUCACAUACACCAACCAUGCCAUCUAGCUCAGCCGCGGAGUCGAGCGGCUGAGGAGCCGCGCCCCACGGGGACGGGCCCCCAGCUAGAGCUGCUCCUGAGGGCCCGGCGGGGUCCCGCCUGCCAUGGUGCCCACGGACGUGGCUUGGUGCU